Messenger RNA from Eleginops maclovinus (Patagonian blennie), 4949 nucleotides. RefSeq names its product SH3 domain-containing protein 19-like. Gene Ontology annotation, cellular component: ESCRT-0 complex. The record is from RefSeq and is a predicted model, not a curated record. The coding region runs from base 379 to 3405 and encodes 1008 amino acids. The transcript is spliced from 17 exons. Gene Ontology annotation, molecular function: protein binding. Gene Ontology annotation, biological process: protein transport to vacuole involved in ubiquitin-dependent protein catabolic process via the multivesicular body sorting pathway. Lineage: Eukaryota; Metazoa; Chordata; Actinopteri; Perciformes; Eleginopidae.
AGACGGCCGGAGCGCGUGCGACUGAGCUCUGUAUCUUGAGCUCGCGACCCUGGGGCAAACCAAACAGGGAGGCUCGUGGGAGAAACUCUUCAGCCGAAACCAAAACACAAGGAUUAAAACUUAAAAACUGCUGCUGUUGAACCCAUUUAACGCAUCGACAGCUUAUUAAACACCGAGCCGAAGUGUUUGGCCGAAACCUGGAGGUGUUUUCGGGAUGUAAAGUUGUCCUUGUCGGGGUGAACUGGAUGUUAAAGACGGCGAAACGGGAGCAGGAAUGGUGGUGUUUCUGUUUUGACCCGGCUCCAUUUUCUCCUCAAACAACCAGGAGGAGAAGGGAAAGUUAGGGAGCUAAGAAGGAGGUAAGAAGGAAAGGGAGAAAUGGCCGAAGCACGGUCCGAGGAAGAGGAGGAAAACAUGAUGAGGGAAAAUCGGGAACAAGUGGUCCGACGGCAGCCCAACAGCUCCGGAGGUCGUCCUGACAGGCGUAAGCCGGAGCAUCGUCUCAGCCAGGGUCCUCUGUCGUCCAUCAGAGCGGCCAUCAAGAGAACCUCCACCAGGACCACGUCUCUCUCCGAGUCGCCCAGAGACAGAGAGCGGGAGAGAGAGAGGGACAGAGAGAGAGACAGGAGGCGACCGGAGAUCACCAUCCUGUCCGCAGAGCCGCUAGCCUCCACUUCCUGGUUCCCCGGAGCCGCUGCAGGAUUCCCUCCGCCCCCCCCUCCUGCUGCACAGAUCUGGGGCCCCACCAUCCCUCCGUCCAUACAGCCGCCGCCGUCCUAUGAGGAGGUGAUCAGGGAGAAGACUCAGGAGCAGACUCUCCCUCCUCCUCCUCCUCUUCUUUCCUCCAGCUCCUCGUCAUCAUCAUUAUCAUCAUCAUCCCGUCCAGCUCCUACAAUAACCAUCGCCACGCAGACUGACCCGGGAUCUGCCCCCGAGCCCCCGGAGCCCCAGGGGAGAAGACCAGUGAGACCACAGCGACCGCCUCACCCCACCCCUCCCAAACCCACUCACGCUGAUGACAUCACCAUCUCAGCCAGCCAAUCAGCACCAAACAUACACCUUGUCUCACCUUUGACCUCCAACUCUGACACUCAAACGAACCAAUGGGAUCAGCGUGUUGACCCAGAAGCUCCUCCCACAACUUCCUCUCGUGUCCCAUUGCAGCGUCCUAAGCCCCGCCCCCGCUCCCGACUCAGUGCUCCUCCAAUCAGCAGCGAGGUCAGAGUUCAGACUCUGGUGAAGCUGCGAGACGACGGUGCCGCUACGCUAGCCGCCCGCACAGGAAGUGAUCCCGUCAAACAGGAAGUGAGUCAGGGGAAGUACCUGCAGGAGCUGCUCGAGGCCUUCAGCACCGACGACUGGGGCUUCCCGGAUCGCCGUAGCGACAGCAGCAGCCAAUCAGAGAGCGAGGAGGAGGCAGAAGAAGACAUGGCGGCGCUUAAAGCGAGGAUUCAAGCCUUCGAGCAGCAGCAGCAGGUGGCUGAUGGGAGCUGUGGAGACUUCACCACCACAAAGAAACCUGAACCCCGACCGCGCCCUCGUCUGCAACAAACCAAAUCAGCCCCCCCUACUGUCGCCCCCAAACCCAAAAACUUUGCACAAGCACCCAAACCGUCCUGCAAGGGAUUCUGGGAGGACGGCAGUGAGACAGAUGCCACUGAUUCCUGUUCCCUGAAACCUGAACCUGCUUUGGUUCCCGUCAAAACCACGGAGAAACCUUCAAUAUCACCAAAACCACAGACUACAACGGACCCCCCUCCAUCUUCUGCGGCCCCCGUCCCGGCCCCCAGACCCCUUCCCCCCAAACUCACCCCCUCUGUCAGUGAGACUGCAGCCAAACCUCCUCCCAGACCUCCAGUCGCCCCCAGGGCCAGCGUGGGAGCUCCUCCCCAGGAGAAGAGCACCUCGGCAGGGCAAAGAACCCCGACUCUGCCCCCCAGGCCGUCUGUGGAGCUCAGCAGUGGAGCUGCCACAGAGGCAGGAAGUGAGGGGACGCAGGACGCUGCAAAACAAACUGUGAAAGUAGGAAGUCUCCGUCCAGGCGUCCCGAUCAAACCAGCAGCUCUGACUGCACCACGCAGAGCCAGCGCUCCAAAUCUGGCCCCCAGACCCACAGCUGCUUCUCUGGCCGCAGUAGGACCUUCUCCCGUUCCCAUUCCCGGUAUGAAACCUCCGACCCCAGCUCCGGCCCUGAGGAAAGGUCCCGUGAUCCAGAACAAACCAGACACCAGCGUGACUGCAAACACAAGCUCCUCUGACCCUCCUCUUCCUCCACGGCCUUCAGGAGUGAAGCUCCUCCCCCUUCGUCCUCCACCGAUCAAAUCCACCCCCGGGCGUCCGCCUCCUCCAGCGGUCAGCUCCUCGGCCAAUCAGACUCCCCCUCUGUCCAAAACUAGUCCCACCCCUUCUGUUUCCCCCGCCAACCAGUCAACCAAUGAGGUAAAGCCUCAACGUGCAACAAAGAGAGGACCGCCUCUGCCCCCCCGCCCUAAACCUGGACACCCUCUAUACAACAGCAACGUGAAACAGGAAGUCCUGAUCAUCCUGGAUGACCCGAGCCCCUCAGAGCACCAAUCAGAGGAUGGGGGAAAAACUCAAACUGUGGUCAUCGACCAAUCACAGAGUCUCCUGGACCUGGACAGCCAACCAGAGCCUGUGCCAGUUCAGGAGAGCCAAUCAAAAUCCGACCUGGAGGGCCUCAGCCUAUCAGACUCACAGUCUAUUCUGCCCUUGGAGUCUUCAGAGCAGAAGGAACAAGCCGACCCUCCACCUGUCAGCGGUCCUCGGUGCGUGGCCCUGUUCGACUACGAGGGAGAGGAGGAGGACGAGCUCACCUUCUCUCAGGGUGACGUCAUCGCCCUGUUGGAGCUGAUUGGUCAGGAGUGGGGGCGGGGUCAGAUCCACGGACGAAUCGGAAUCUUCCCGCUGAACUUCGCCGAGGUGGUGGAGCCUCCGGCGGAGAAACCAACGACAACAGAGACAGGAAGUACCGCAGCACCAAAGACCUCCCUGGACCCAGACGCCCCGACUGCAGUGGAGGAGUGGGUGGAGGCUGUGUUUGAUUUCCCCGGUCAGACUGCAGAGGAUCUGUCCUUCCAGCGGGGGGCGCUCAUCCUGGUGACGGAGCACAUCGAUGCUGAGUGGAGAAGGGGGAGGCUGGGGGGCAAGGAGGGGGUCUACCCUGCUGCCUUUACACAGCCCUGCAAUGCUCAGCCAAUCACAGCCCAGCAGCCAACGGUUAGAGGCGUGGCCAAAUUCGACUUCACAGCAGAGGGCGAGGAGGAGCUCACGUUGAAGGUCGGUGACGUUGUAACGCAGGUGGAGUUUGUGGGUGAGCAGUGGAUUCUGGGAGAUGUGGGCGGGAAGCGUGGGAUUGUUCCUAAGAACUACGUUUCACUUCUCUGAGGAGGAGAAGGAAAAACUAGGAAUAUUUUUCUUUUGGAAAACUUUUGGAGAUUUUAUCCGUCGUUUCAACAUUUGUCCCAAAACUUUUCAGGUGGUUUUUGAUUUUAAAAAACCACCUGUGCAGUGUGUUUCGGGGGGGAUUUUGGAAAGUGGAUACCCUCACGUUAACAGGACGGACCUACGCUGCCUUAACGUCGGAGUAAAUCAGAUUUUUCUUUCUUACUGACUCCGUGGACUAGUUCCCACCUGGACUGGAUUUGAGUUCUUAUUUCUCUCACUGACUUUUGUCCAAUAUUCCUGCUAUACCCAAACUUUUAAAGCUCCUACGGCUUCAAAUGCGUCACCCUGCAUCCCUCUCAAAGCUUCAAAUCGAUCUGCAUAACGGGAAUAUGAACUUCCUUUAUAUCUGCAUCAAGAGCAACCUGCAGUAUUUAGACUGGAAAGGAGGGCUGCUAAAUUAAUCAGAAUACUAUAGAGACUUCUGUCAUAUCUAAAUGAGCUGAAUGAAGUAUUGUGGAGCUGCAGAUAUAAACAGUAUUUUACAGACUCAAUUAAAACCCUUGUUUGUUUCUGAUCCUCCAAAAAAUAAAUCACACUUUUAUCCUUUUAAUGUAUUUUUCAGAUGAUGAUUUAAAUUAAAAUCAUGAAUCAAAUCCUAGUUGCAAUAACACUCAGAAUCUUCACAACUAAGUUAUUGUAUUCCAUAUCUGGCAGGCUUAUUGGGAGGGUUAGUUUAAACUGGUGUUUUAAUAUACUCAUCAUAGCGGAGGAGAUGAGAAAACUGGAUCAUAACUGCAUUAAAAGUCCUACAAAAUGGAGUAAAAACGGAGUAAGAAUGUAAUAAUGUGGAGCCUUCAGAAGAGGACCGUGGAAUUGUAGACAGGAAGAUGUUUUUUCUCAUAAAGGUCAUUAAGUUGUAGCGCUCGUUGCCACUUCAGUGAGGAAAUUAACCGUUAUUUUAUAACUUUAGGCACAUUUUUAGUUAUUUAUAAAUGUUUCCACUGGUAGAGUCUUGAAGAGAAACACGCCUGGUAACACUAUCACAUGCCUUAAACGCAUUAUAAAAACACCUAUAAUGUGCUAUAACCUGCUUUCCUCACUGUAUAAUAACAGUUAUAAGCACUCUUUAAUUAACUAUAAGGCUAAUUAUCAUAACACGUAAUAAUCACUGCUCAGUCACUGACAUUUCACUGCAAGUUUCAUAGUUUCAAUGCAUUUUAAUCUUUGUACAUUGCCUUAAAAGCUGUUUUAAUGCAUAAUGAUGAGAUUGUUAAGUGCAUUGGUCAUUGGGUGCUGUUAUUAAUGGUUAAUGGGGUUUUGUGUGUUUUUGUAGGGGUUUGAUAAUAAUUAUCACUCAUAUUUUGAAUAAUCACAUUAUAUUUGGCCUUAUAGGUAAUUAGAAAAUGUGUAACACUAAUGUGUGUGUUUAAACGAGACACACACACACUCUGAAAUAUUUAGGAAUCACUUUGUAAGAAGAACUUUGUUUAACCAAACAUUCCAUCUUUUUAUUACAAAUAAAACUGUCGGACAUUUCAGUCACA